AUGCGUCAUGGCAACAGCAGCUCGUCCUGGACGUGCAGUGGGAGGGCUUGGACCCUCAUGCUGCUGGGCGUGACUCUGCUGCGGGCCGUCGCACAGGCAGAAAAUGGUGCCGCACCCGGUCAGCGUGAGCCCCGAGGCCUCGGCGCCGACCACAACUUCACGGAGUUGCUCGUCAUCAGCAGCCGCCUGCUGGCACCCUCCGCCGCGCCGCCCACCCCAGAGCCCAUUCUGGUCGUCCAGCCACCCGCGCCCGAGGGGCCCCCACGGCGCAGCCAGAGCCGCCCGCCGCCGGCCUGCUGCGCGCCCGCCGGGGCGGACGAUUUCUCUUUCGAGGCCAGCGCCGCGCUGGCGGCUGCGCAAAGAGGCGGGUCGCGCCUCAACCCCAUGGAGGCCGCGUUUGUGGGCAUCGGGCCGUCACCAGUGCCAGCAAACUUCAAGCCCAUGAUCGUGGAGAGCCCCGAGGAGAUCUCACAGGGCAGCAACCCCGCCCUGCCACCCCCGCCGAUGCCCCAGGCGCCACCACCGCCUCCAGCGUCGCAACCCCGCACCGGCGGCCCCACGCGGCGGCGCCUGCUGCAGGCCGCGCCUGGGGCGGCCAGCGACACGAGCGGCCAGCAGCCGCGCAGCAGCAACGGCGACGGCGCGGGGUCGCCCAAGAAGCCGUCGCCGCUGCCGCCAUCUCCCAAGCCGGCGCUGUCAGCAGAGGACCUGGCCCGCAUCCGCAUCCUGGGGCCACCAAUUGCGGCGACGCCACAGCCCAACAUCACCGCUGCCGAGCCGGCUGGCCUGAACGCCACUACGGAGCCGUUUGUGGCGAACACGUCUCUUGAGGCGCCCCUCCUCCGGCCGCCGGUGCCCACGGGCAACCCCGUGAAACCAGGGGACCUGCCGCAAGACGUCGCUAUGGCGACGGCCGUCGAAGCCGGCGGCACUGGCAGCGAGGGCAUGGGGCCCGUGCCGGUGCCGUCACCCGUGCAGGCUGCUGCCAGCGGGCUGAUUGUUGCCUCGCCUGAGGUGCGGCGCGACUCAUCAAGGGUGGAAAAGGGGUGA
Messenger RNA from Monoraphidium neglectum, 1050 nucleotides. RefSeq lists its product as hypothetical. NCBI's taxonomy places the organism in Eukaryota, Viridiplantae, Chlorophyta, Chlorophyceae, Sphaeropleales, Selenastraceae. The coding region runs from base 1 to 1050 and encodes 349 amino acids. The record is from RefSeq and is a predicted model, not a curated record. The transcript is spliced from 2 exons.